Messenger RNA from Parnassius mnemosyne (clouded apollo), 648 nucleotides. The record is from the annotation of a GenBank genome assembly. Lineage: Eukaryota; Metazoa; Arthropoda; Insecta; Lepidoptera; Papilionidae.
AUGGCGUCAGUAACAUUAAAGUGUAGUGGCUGUUUCCAAGUUAUAACAAACAAGCAAUAUUUAAUAUGUUCUAAAUGCAAUGAAAGUUAUGAUCUAGAUUGCGCGAAUGUUAGUUCUAAACGUUUUUAUAAUAUUAUGUCUCCUGAGCGCAAAAAUAAAUGGAUUUGUCAAACUUGCCGUAGUAACAUGCCUAAAACUAUAUACACAAAUACCCCCAUACGCGACCUGAAAUUAAACAUAUUUACAGGCUUGACUGAAGAACAACAAUCUCCUAGUAUAAGUAACAUUACUCUGAGAACAAAACGUACCUCCAAUGCAAAUGAUAGCAUCUUUAGAGACUCUGAUUCGAGCGUUUUCGGAGACACUCUACGGGACUGCUCGCUAUAUAUGCAGCAGACUAGUACUACUACUGCUAGUAUUGGAACUGAUAUGCCGGCAGAAAAGUUAGUUAGCCCUAUCAUUUUACAACGUUGGGAGGAAAUACUGGAUAAAAAACUAAACAUAUUAAAGGUACAAAUAGUCACUGAGCUAAAAGAAUCAAUUUUAACUGAAAUUGAAAAUAUUGCUUCAAAAACUGUUACAAAGGAAACGCAAGUAAUCUUACCACAGAACGUCGAGGAUAAAAAAAUUAACACAAAAAAUAACUGA